CUGCCGCUGGGUUCGCCUUUCUCCUUAUCUUCAUAAAAUUAAGAGCUGUUCCCGUCUCUCUCCUUCGUUGACUUCUUUGUCUUCUUUUCUAAUCGCGGAAUCUCUCGGACCUGCAAAUUAGCGGCAAUGACUCGCGGUAACCAGAGGGAACGUGAUCGUGAAAGGGCUCAGUCCAGGAGCACCAACAAGGGAGGCAAAGGCAAGGAUGACGGCUUAACUCCCGAGCAACGCCGUGAAAGGGAUGCUAAGGCUCUGCAAGAGAAGGCCGCUAAGAAGGCGGCACAAGCAGCGCCAGGAGGGACAUCGGCUGGAGGUAAAGGAGACAAUAAGAAAUAAUACUCAAAGUAUUGCUUUUUGAGGUUGAGGACUUUCUUUUCUUUUUUUUUUUUCUUUUUGGGUUUUCUUUAAUAAUUUGAAGGUAGGGUUCUUGUGCUGGUCACCGGGUGGAUGGUUGUUCCGAAUGUUCAAUGACUUGCUUUGUUAGUAUUGUAUUGAACUUUGUUAAGGAUAUUGAAAAUAUGGAAUUAGCAUAUACCUUUGUUGUAGAUUGUUGUUUUCUCUUCUGUGGUUGUAGUUGUUCAAAAGUGUUGAGACGUAAAAUUUGUUAAUUUUGAAGAGUAAAA
This is a messenger RNA of Carica papaya (papaya), 623 nucleotides long. RefSeq lists its product as uncharacterized. NCBI's taxonomy places the organism in Eukaryota, Viridiplantae, Streptophyta, Magnoliopsida, Brassicales, Caricaceae. The record is from RefSeq and is a predicted model, not a curated record.